Molecule: messenger RNA, 1561 nt
Organism: Trichophyton rubrum CBS 118892
Lineage: Eukaryota; Fungi; Ascomycota; Eurotiomycetes; Onygenales; Arthrodermataceae
Exons: 2
Coding region: 176-1561 (461 amino acids)
Source: RefSeq, a predicted model, not a curated record
CGUCGAUGGUGAAGUCUGUCUGAGAACGUUCUCACUCUCGCUCAUCUCUCUCUCUCUCUCUCUGUGUGUGUGUGUCCCUUCUAUUGAGACAACAGCCAGCCCAUGAGAUGAGACCGGGGCCUUCAGCAGCAGCAACUCCACAACCUCCAUAAUCAACAGGAUCACUUUGCACAUCAUGAUUCUAGCCACGGUCAGAGAGAGCGUGCGCAGCAGCUGGGGCAUGUUCAACGCAGUCGAGCGUCGUAACAUCUUCCUAUACAUUCUAGGUAUCGCCUUCUACAAGUUCGGCCUCGAGGCCUUCAAUGGCUCUAUCCUCGCCCUCGCUACAAACCGGUACGACUACGAUGCCUUCUUGAAUCAUAGACCGGCCAAGACCUUCGAGCGAGUUGGACUUCUUAGCGGCCUCAACCAGGCCUGCCAGUGCGUGGGUUCGAUCAUGAUCGCACCCUUGGUCCGUCGGGCUCCAGCCAGGCUUGUCCUGGUUGUUUCUGUUGUCUUGUUCGGCCUGUUCACCGGUAUCCUCAUGGUCGUGGACGCUGCCACUGGCGGAACUAUCAUGCCACCAGAGUUCCGCGGCGACCACCCAGCCAUGGAUUUCCACUACUAUGGAGAUUACAACACCGACGGUAUUAUACCCAUUUACUGUGUCACUGGUCUUGUCUACGGGAUGGUCGAGCUGAUCCGCCGUAUCAUCCCUCGCGAUAUCGUCGGAGGAAACAUUCAAAAGCUUCGUCGACUCGAUGCCAUGGUCCACGUCUUCUACGAGACUUCAGGCACAGCUAGCGCAUUCUGCACUGCUCUGGCCCUCAUCCCGACCCUGGGGAACAACUACUCAUUCAUCAUCACCCCGGUGUUCUUCGCCAUGGCUGGUGCAACCUGGUUCUUCAUUAAGGAGGCAGACACCUUCCAGCCUCCUCCUCCACCGCUCAUGGGCAAGCGACCAACCUACAUCAAGGCAGUGUUUGUCUCCUUCUACCUCUUCGGCGAGUCCAUCUGGACCGGAUCUAAGCUUCUUCUCACCAACCGACGCUUCAUCUGGCUUAUCCCUGGUUACUCAAUUGCCUUCUACGGGCAUCGCUAUCUUGAGAACGGCCUUGCUCCUGCGGUCGCCCGCCGUUACCUCGGUCACUCUGCUUGGGCUAACAUCAUUGUUGGUGGCUCUAACCUGGGUGAAUUGCUCGCUCAAAACGUUUCCCCCCUCGGUGCCGUCAUGGCUUGCCUUUACACCACCUACAUCGUUACAUACGCUAUCAUAUCGCCGCUACUGGGUCAAUACAUCGACUCGGUCUACAUUAAAACUGGUGGCCGUGACGGAGGAGACAUCCAUUCUGCAAUUCACAAUGUUGCAGGUGUGCAAUACAGCGUAAUGGCUAUCAUAAUAUUCACCAGUACCUUCAUUCCAAAAGGAGCCUGGCGCAUCAACCCCAAGAUGCUGUUCAACCAGAACCUCGACGCCGACCUUGAGGUUACUGAAAUUGGAGAUGGCAUCGACCUGAAGAAGAAGAGCCACGAGCGAGAAACUUCGCUCAGCACAAACCCACGAGAUAGAGAGUCAUGGUGA